This is a messenger RNA of Crotalus tigris (Tiger rattlesnake), 6355 nucleotides long. RefSeq names its product SH3 domain containing kinase binding protein 1 (gene SH3KBP1). Gene Ontology annotation, molecular function: protein binding. Bases 656 to 2707 code for a protein of 683 amino acids. The record is from RefSeq and is a predicted model, not a curated record. The transcript has 19 exons. NCBI's taxonomy places the organism in Eukaryota, Metazoa, Chordata, Lepidosauria, Squamata, Viperidae.
AAUCACAGUGAGCAACGCUUUCUCCCGGGUACCGCCGGAUGCCCGAAGAUCGGCCACGGCGGGGCAUUCUCGUGCCUUUGCCCUGCUUGUCAGGGCACUGCCAGUCAGAGUCGAGUGGGUAGCUGAGCGCCAGUUCCCUUUGUAGUUCCACUUCCUACCUUGCCGCACGAAGGGUCUCGAGAAGGGCGACACCCACCCAUUCAACCACCCCAUUCCCUUGCAGCGAACCGCUCCCGCCGCCCCUUUGCUUGCGUUCCCGCCCUAACGCGCGCGCGCACUCUCCCUCGCUGCUUCCCUGGCUCGCAGUUCCAGGUGGGAUCGUUUCCCCCCCCUUUUCCUUUACGUUUCUCGCUGGCGCGUCAAGUGCUUUGUCGUCGUCCCCUGUUCUUUUUUUCUGUCAAGAAAAAAGUCCCCCCCCUUCCUCUUUUCUUCGGAGGGCGGGAGAGUUUCAGAGCAGGAAAUAAAAUAUAACAGUGCUGCUGUUGUUGCAAUGGGCACUGACUAGUCGAAAGGAAGCGAAGAAGACGUUGCUCUUUCUGCAAUCGGAGAAAAGAAGCUUCCUGUAAUUCAUCUGACUCCAUCGGCUCGGUUGCCUUUCACCGCCUCGCAAACCUCAAACUUUCACCCUGUCUGGAGGAGUCCAAGCUCGACAUAAAUGGUGGAGGCGAUAGUGGAGUUUGACUACAAGGCUCAACAUGAUGAUGAGCUGACAAUCACUGUAGGUGAUAUCAUCACCAACAUCAGAAAAGAAGAUGGAGGUUGGUGGGAAGGACAGCUCAAAGGCAGAAGAGGUUUGUUCCCUGACAACUUUGUAAGAGAAAUAAAAAAAGAAGUGAAGAAAGAAAGUUCUGCCAGCAAAGCACCAGAGCUCUCUAUGCAUGAAGUUCCUAAUGGAAGUUCUUUACUAUUGUCUGAGACAAUUAUUAGAACCUCCAAAAAAGGUGAACGAAAUAGAAGGCGACGAUGUCAGGUGGCUUUCAGUUAUAUGCCUCAAAAUGAAGAUGAACUGGAGUUGAAAGUUGGAGACAUCAUUGAGGUAGUGGGAGAAGUAGAAGAAGGUUGGUGGGAAGGAGUGCUAAAGGGGAAAACUGGCAUGUUCCCCUCUAAUUUCAUAAAGGAGCUGUCCAAUUCUGAGGAUGCUAGAAUUGUCCAUGAAGAGCACCUGAUAAAACCAAGAAAGUCUGCCUUUGAAGGGUCAAUUCUGUAUAAAGUGGGACCGACAAAGAUUGAGAGCUGCAGACGCUAUAACAGUUUAAGAGAUACUACAGGCUCAGAAAGUGAUGGUGGUGACUCAAGUAGCACAAAAUCAGAAGGAGCCAAUGGAGCAGCAACAAUCCAACCCAAGAAAAUCAAGGGGAUUGGAUUUGGUGACAUUUUCAAGGACAAACCCAUAAAGCUACGUCCAAGGUCAAUAGAAGUAGAUAAUGAUUUUCUGCCAGUUGAAAAGACAGUUGGAAAAAGAAUGCCCACAGCUACAACAGUCCAGGAGACAACAAAAAUAGAAUUGGAUAGCAGAACAAAGAUGAAGGAGUAUUGCAAAGUUAUAUUUCCUUAUGAAGCACAGAAUGAAGAUGAAUUGACAAUCAAAGAAGGUGAUAUUGUUACUCUUGUCAAUAAGGAUUGCAUUGAUGCUGGCUGGUGGGAAGGAGAACUUAAUGGUAGAAGAGGAGUAUUCCCUGAUAACUUUGUAAAACUAUUACUUCCUGAUUUUGAAAAAGAGAGACCUAAAAAGCCUCCACCUCCUUCAGCUCCUUUCAAACAAGGAUCAGCUACUACAGACAGAAAGCAUGAAAUUAAAAAAGUUCCUCCUGAGAGGCCAGAAUGUCUUCCUCAUCGAAUAGAAGAAAAAGAAAGACCAGAGAGAGAGCCAAAAAUGUUAGAUUUACAGAAGCCUUCUGUUCCUGCUAUACCACCCAAGAAACCUCGACCACCAAAAACAAACUCUUUGAACAGACCUGGUACGCUGCCACCAAGAAGACCAGAAAGACCAGUUGUGCCUCUGAUUCAAACAAGGAAUGAAAUUCCAAAAGUCGAUUUGGGGAGCUGUUCUUUGUCCAGCACCUUAGAAAAGGGAUUCACUGAAAAAAGCAAGGACAUUGAUUUGGAAGGGUUUGAUUCCAUAGUACCAGUUGCAGAGAAACUCAGCCAUCCAACUACUACAAGACCAAAAGCUACUGGUAGAAGGCCUCCAUCACAGUCAUUUACAUCUUCUUCACUUUCUAGUCCUGAUUUUUUUGAUUCACCAAGUCCUGAAGAUGAGAAAGAAGAACAAGUUUCCCUACCACAUAAAGUAGUUGAGCCAUUAAAGAAAGCAAAGACUGUUACAAUUUCACUUGUGUCCGAUAACAAAGCUUCUUUGCCUACAAAGCCAGGAGGUUUAACAAGUGGAAGUGCUUUAUCUUCAUCCUUAUCUUCUUCAUCUGUACUUCAUCCAGCUUCAGUAGGAACCAUAGGUCACAGGUCAAAUUCUCCUUCUUUGUUCAGUACUGAGGGAAAGCUAAAGACUGAUCACUCAAGCGAAGGUGAAGCAGCUUUGGAAGAACUAAGGUUACAAGUUAAAGAGCUACGCACUAUCAUUGAAACAAUGAAAGACCAGCAGAAAAAAGAAAUUAAGCAAUUGCUGUCUGAAUUAGAUGAAGAAAAAAAGAUUCGGCUACGAUUACAGAUGGAAAUUAAUGAUAUAAAGAAAGCUCUUCAAUCAAAGUGAAUUCUGGAUGAAUGGAAUGUUGUAUUAAUUCUUAGUGACAGAGACUUAUGCCCCAAACAAAAUAACUUUGUGCCAAAUGAUUAAAAGAUCUGCCUACAUUUCUUUGUUUGGACAACUAGCACAAUAAUUUAAUAGCACAACACAAAUUCCAGUGAAGAACAAUUUUUUUUAUGUGAUACACUUUCUUGAGAUGGCACUGGUUGUGACUGAAUUUUUUCUUAUUGUGCUAAAAUCUUCUCUGCUUCACGUUCACAGGCAAAUUGAAAACUCAGGCAGUUUAGUUCAUAGUGGUACUAUUUUAAUGAUAUUUUCCAUAAGUAAAUUGUUUAUCAGUUUACAGGUUUCAUGAGUUUGACUUUUUAAAUUGUCUUUUGUCAUAGACUCUUAAAAUAUUUGUAUUGUAUUGCAUAUAUCCAGAAAUGAAUGUGGCUAUUGGGUGAGGGGGGGUUGUUUCUCUUAAAGCAGCUUAAUGUGUGUUAUUUUAAAUACAAUUAUUUAUGCAAUCUUAUGUCCAAAAAUUAACUACAAGCUGAAUCAUAUGUUUGUGUACAAAGGGUAUAUUUAAAAAGAAAAAUCUGGUCUUUGCAAUGAUUUGUGCCUUCUUUUGCCAAAAACGGAUUGGAACUAGUUGUAGUCCAGAAUUUAGAAAUGUAGCUAUCACAAUGAGGCCUAUCUAUCCACUAGAGCCGGAGUGUCAAACUCAAUUUCAUUGAGGGCCGCAUCAGCAUUAUGGUUGCCCUCAAAGGGCCAGUUGCUGUCCCCUUCUCUCCCUCAGGCUUGCCUCACUGACAUCUCCCUAUUGCCUUCUCCCCCCCCCCGCUUCCUGCCAAAACCCCUCCUUUUAUAUCCUCUCCUUUCCUCCCCCAUGUGUUCACUCAUUACCCGGCUGGCCUUUUCACCUAGUGCUCAUCAGCUGGAGCUACGUGCAUUGAUUCUGGGGUCCCCACUAAGCCCUGGCUGCCCCAGCUGACUCUUUCCCUGAAGACUGCAUGUGGCUGCCAGCCACCCUCCAAGGCUGCUGGAAGCCCCAAUCAUCUGGAGUAGCGCACACUGAUCCUGGGGCCUCAGCAGAGUCACUAACACCGCAGCUCCAGCUGACUCUCUUCCAGGCCUCUCUGGUACUGCCGGCACUUCAGCUCGCCCCCCCCCCAAUACAUACAUACUCAAGUCACCUCUUAGUACUAGUCUGCUUGCGGGCCAGAUCUAGACACAUCAUGGACCAGAUCUGGCCUGCGGGCUUUGAGUUUGACAUGCCUGCACUAGAGGUUGGUCUUUCAGCAUAUUAACUGCUUGCUCAUCAAAAUCUUCAAUUUUGAUCUGAUUUGAUUCAGCUUGAUGAUGUAACAACCACACUGAGUUUGAGGCAGCUUUAUUUUAACUAGUAUAGUAUAUUAUGAUUAUUCUGAGAAUUCACUUUGCUUAAAGUCACUCAAACGUUAAACACCCACUUUUAUCUCCAAUUUUGCACAUCUUGGGUGGACAGAACAGGCAUCAUCUAAGAGCAAACAAGGAUAAAAUAAAAAUUAACAAGAGAAAAUUAUAUUAUUAUAUGCACAGAGAACUAUGUGAUAUUAACCUCAUUUAAACAAUUUGUAAGCCUGCAAAUUUGGGAUGAAUGGUUUCUAUACUGGCAUCUUACCAAAUGACUUAUAUCAAAGCAGUGUUUACAUCUCUAUACAGAUAGUGAAGAUUUCAGCUUUUAAAGGCAAAGGAAUGUAUAUGUGUUUACAUAAUAUAUGUGCGAUCUUUGAAAAGCACUCGUAACAAAAUUAUAGCUGGAUUUCUUAUUUUCAUAGUACAUUAAUAGUGCAAUCCUGUGCAUGGGUUUUGUUCAGUUCAGUAAAAUAUAUUAUCAGAUAAUGGUAUGUAAGCUUGCAGCCUGAUUUCACAAUCCUAGUACCAUUACUACAUAACAAGCAUUAAAAAUAGUAAGACUCACAUGUAGAUAAACCUGCAUAGGAUUGCACUGAGUGUUCUUGAAUAGCUGAGAUAUGUGUCCUGCUGAAAUAUCCAUCUUUGGUUAUAUAAUAGAAUUCUAGUAUUUCUCUUUUCACAGAGCUAUGAAGUUUACAUGAAAUAUCACAUGGUGACUUUAUCAUAUCAAAUAUAAACAUUUAAUAUUUAUCAUUUAAAUAUCUACAUUUAAAGUUGCUAACUUCUAUUUGUUAUCAAAUAGGAGACUUAAAAGUAUUGCCAUGACACCCAAAAAUGUCCUACAAUUGUGUUUAUUAAUAGCUUCAUAUCAGGAAAGAACAUUCAGGCUAGAGAUUUAAUAAUGCAUCCAAAUACUUGUAUCUGUCAUGUAUAUUUUUUGUUAUUAACAUUGAUACAAGCACACUAAGCAAAAAUGUAUCACUGUGAUAUCUUUCAGGAUUUUAACAUUACAUUAGGAUUUAUGUGUUAAAAUGACCAAAUCAUCUUGAUGAGUGUUUUACAUUGAAGCAUGAAAGUAAAUCAUGGAACUAAUUUCUUUGUCCUCACAGCAUUCAUGUAAAAAAAGUGUUAGCCCUUAUUGUUUUACAAAACGAACUUGAUUUCCAGUCAUAACCUAAGAGUGUAGGACAUUGUGCUGCAACAAAGAGGUCUAGGCAGUGUUAUAGUGUCAUGAUUUAUAGACAUUAGCUUAAAUAAUUAAAGUGGACAAAAGGCUGUAGGACCUUGAAACGCCCUAAGUCCAUGGUCAUGGCAAUUCUUUAUUAGCAUGCCAUUCUGAAUGCUUUUGUGGGAAUAAGUAUUUUUACAUGCAAAUGCAUGUGUACCAUGGAAAUUGGUAGGAAAGAUUACUAAAAAUACUGUGAGAUGGAGGGUUGAUGAGGCAUUAUUAUUGCAGCAAAGAAACUUUUCUUUUGCAUCAGAUAUUGCUGUCCUAAUGAAUAUUUUAGGAGGAAUAUUUGGUUUCUUUGUGUGUCCACAUCGUUUUGCCUUGGAUGUAGUAGUCUCUGUGUCAUGGAAUGUAUUCGAGUGUAACUUCAACAUGGCAGAAAGUAAAAAUGAUGAAAUAUGUUGGGCGUAAUAAUAAUAUAUUUAUUUUAAAAAUAAAUUUAAUAAAGUUUUUGCCCUUGUUAUGCCAACAUCUUGUCCCAUCCUGUGAAGAGCAGGCUCAACAUUGCCACUCAAAACCCAACUGCAGCCUAGGAAAAGGAUGCACUGAUGAGAUUCCAGUUUGAAGUGGACCCUGAUUGUCUGGAAGUGUCUCUUGCAUGACAACAGUUAUUGAGCCUGAAUCUAAGGCUGAACUGGCUCUGCCCCAGUUUUCCUAUUAGACCUUUCUAGUUCUCUUAGAGGUUUUCUAGCAAUAAAGAUGUAUAGCUACUAGCUUCAGCAUUGUGGGAAUCCAACAGGAGGACAAGUAGUGUUUCUAAUUUAUAUAUAUUUGAAACUUGGAAUAGUUUAAUAGGUUUCUGAUUUCAUUCACUUGAAAAACUUACUGUGACUUGUUACAAUAUAGAUUAAAAGUCAGCCUUGAAAACGAAGACAUUUUAAAAUCUUAUUUAAAAAAAAUGAGUUCAGCAUUGAUUGACCUGAAAUCAGGGUUCUAAUUCCUUUUUCUCUUCCUGUUAUGUUGGUAAAUUGUCAUUUUAUAAAUCUGUAUCAAGAGUCCAAUGUAUUGUGAUUUGUAAAAUAAGAUUAAAUGAGAUUUUAUGGAAA